AUGCCUGCCCAAAUUUGCAGACAGAUCAUAAUAACUGCGGUGGCUGCGGAAUUACUUGUUCGUCUGACCGUUCAUGCUUUUCAGGCACUUGUCAAUGUACCAAUGGUGUGGACUGCGAUGGUGUCUGCGCAGUGUUCAGGACUGACCCUAAUAACUGCGGUGGCUGCGGAAUUAAGUGUCUUCCCGGCCAACCAUGUGUUGAUGACAACUGUCAGCUUUAACAUACCCCUCUGGCACUUGCUAGUGCCCUAA
This is a messenger RNA of Penicillium subrubescens, 252 nucleotides long. RefSeq lists its product as uncharacterized. The record is from RefSeq and is a predicted model, not a curated record. The coding region runs from base 1 to 252 and encodes 83 amino acids. NCBI's taxonomy places the organism in Eukaryota, Fungi, Ascomycota, Eurotiomycetes, Eurotiales, Aspergillaceae. The transcript is spliced from 3 exons.